AUGCAAAAUCGCAUUGACCGACUCGAAGGGCUCGUUCUCUCACUGAUGACCAACGGCGCUCAAAGCGCUGGUCCUGCGGCUGCACAGGCAGCUAUCGCGAAUAGCCUCAAUAGUGUCUCUACAGACCCGCAAUUCGACAUGAGCAACGUGAGCAGUGGCAUGAGCAACGGGCAGCCAGAGUCGAUACCAGAGGAGGAUGCAGGCGAGGAAAGUGAAAUGGAGACUGUAACAAAGUCGAUUGGAGUAAUGAAAGUCAACAACAAUCAGACUAUUUUUGCAUCUGAAGCACAUUGGUAUGCCAUUCUCGGCGAGUUAUCGGAAGUCAAGAAUUACUUUGCCGAGCAUAAGAAGCAGUACGAUGACCAGUUGAGGCGAUACAAAGCUAGUCACAGCGAAGAGAGUCCGCCCGGUACUGGUUUCCUGUACGGCCAAAUGAAGCCUACAUCGAGAGCCGAGAUUCUCUCCCGAUUCCCACCAAAACCUACAGCCGAUGUCCUCGUGUCACGCUUUUUCAAUACGUACGACCCGGGCAUCCAUAUCAUACACGGACCGACGUUCCAAAAGGAGUACGACCAACACUGGCUGAACUCGGACGAGACACCCAUCAUCUGGCUGGGAUUGGUAUAUGCCAUGAUGUGUAUAGCGCUACAAUCAUACACAAGGGCGGGCGACGAGCCUCCAGAAUACAGCGGCAAAUCUUGGGCAAUGUCUAAAGAGUACCGUGAUCUGACUGCGCAAUGUCUUGUUAUGGCCGAUAUCACACAACCCACUCAGGGCAUGCUCGAGACUUUAAUACUGCACGUUCAUGCUGAGUAUUCUCGCAGUAGAGACGCGGAGGUGGGAAUCUUCAUCAGCACAGGGAUCAUUGUGCGACUGGCGAUGCGACAAGGCAUGCAUCGAGAUCCGGGGCCUUAUCCUGGCAUUUCUGUAUUCCAGGGCGAAAUGCGGCGAAGGAUCUGGGCUUGCAUCCGAUCGUUCGACCUCCUCUUUUCUGCGCAAGCUGGAUUGCCUCCAAUCAUGCGACCGCGAGAUACUAACACCGAUGUGCCACGCAAUCUUUACGACGAUGAGCUGUUCGAGGACAUGAAGGUUCUACCAUCAUCCAGACCUGAGACUGAAGCAACUCCCACAUUGUUUCUUAUCAAUCGGACGCGACUGAUCUAUAAGCUAGGUGAGGCCGUCGAAUUGACUGAUACCUUAACGUGCUCGUCCUACGAUGAAGUCAUGAAGCUCGAUGCUCAAGCCCGGGAGCUACAUGAGAACAUCUCCCCACAUCUGAGGCUGCGCUCCAUGGAAGAGUCCGCUCGGGAUACAUCGACUCUGAUCAUGCAGCGGUUCACCUUGGACCUCCUUUACCUCAAGAUCAUAUGUGUAUUACAUCGGAAAUACCUUGCCUAUGCUCGAGUUCAUGCAAGGUUCAGCUAUUCUAGAACGGCUGUCAUCGACGCAUCAAUGACGAUGUUGCGACAUCAGGCAACACUGCAUCGAGAGUGUCAACCGGGUGGCCGGUUACGAAACGUCAAGUGGUUCAUCUCUUCACUGACAACAGUUGAUUUCCUACUCGCAGCCAUGAUUAUUUCGUCUGAUCUAUAUCAUACCAUCAAAUCUGAGCGUCAGGGCCGUUCGUCUUCGGGAGAUAUGUACACAUGGAACUUUGACCGUGUGGAUGAGAUGCUUGAGGCCAUUGAGACUGCAGUCGGCAUCUGGGAGGGCUUAAAGGACCACUCAAUGGAGGCUUACAAAGCAUACACCACACUGAGUGUCAUGUUGAGCCAACUGAAGAAGGAUCGUAUAACCAGGCCAGCACAAGGGAGUUUCUCUUCGACAUCUACGUUCCCAACGAACGCGCCGAUGGACGAUGCAAACGUGGCUCCAGAGCACUCUGCGGCUAUGACCUUGGGUAUGCUCAGCACAGGUGGUAUGACGCCGAACUCGGCCAACAUGUUUGAUCAGCGGUAUCCGGCUUCCAUGGCAAACUUGCUAAACGACCCUAUACCACAGCAUUCAACUGGCCUGGCGCCAAGUUACGGUGGAAAUGCAGCAAUUGGACCAGGAGUCGCCGAAAAUGCACCCAAUCCCUUCCCGAAUCUGUUCGGUGCCAACCUCUUCCAAAACCUGGAUCUACCUCCGACUGACAGCAUUAAUUGGGAUGCAUGGGACUCAUACAUUCAAGGCCCCGGCUUAGAUGCCCAAAAUAACUUCUUUCCUAUGGACCUUAGCGGAAUGCCUAUGCAGACAGAGGCGAACGCCCCACAAGAUCCGCCAGUGUCCAACGGUCAGUCACAACAGCAGCGGACCAAUGCUUUUGGGCAGAAUGUCUUCAUGGGCGCUGACCCAAAGACAAGUAACGGCGAAAGCUACGCAAUGGGCUUCAUGAUGAACACUAAGCAGGAGUAG
Ascochyta rabiei is the source of this 2397-nucleotide messenger RNA. RefSeq lists its product as uncharacterized. Gene Ontology annotation, biological process: DNA-templated transcription. Gene Ontology annotation, cellular component: nucleus. Lineage: Eukaryota; Fungi; Ascomycota; Dothideomycetes; Pleosporales; Didymellaceae. The record is from RefSeq and is a predicted model, not a curated record. Gene Ontology annotation, molecular function: DNA binding; zinc ion binding. The transcript is spliced from 4 exons. The coding region runs from base 1 to 2397 and encodes 798 amino acids.